Molecule: messenger RNA, 1627 nt
Organism: Tympanuchus pallidicinctus (lesser prairie-chicken)
Lineage: Eukaryota; Metazoa; Chordata; Aves; Galliformes; Phasianidae
Gene: RTN4RL2
Product: reticulon 4 receptor like 2
Exons: 3
Coding region: 217-1467 (416 amino acids)
Cellular component (GO): plasma membrane
Molecular function (GO): protein binding
Source: RefSeq, a predicted model, not a curated record
CGGGAUAAGGCGCGGCGCCGGGCAGGGCUCAGCCCCUCCGGGAGCCGCGGGUAGAGCCGAGCCGAGCCCACCCGUGCCAUGCCCCGGGGCGGCGGCUGCCGCUCCUCCUCCCGGCGGCGCAGCGGGGGGUAAGGGGCGCGCACCCCCCCCAACCCCGGCACCGGCCAUGAGCCGACGUGCAGCGGGCAGCGCCUGAGCGCCCGGCCCGGUCCCGCCAUGCGGCCCCCGACGGCUCGGGACCUGCCCCGAGGCGGGCACCUGGCGGCCCUGCUGCUGGCAGCGCUGGCGUGGGUGCCCGGUGGGUCGCCCGCCUGCCCCGCGCUCUGCACCUGCUACGUCUCGCCGCCCACCGUCAGCUGCCAGGCCAACAACUUCUCCUCGGUGCCCGCGGGGCUCCCGCCUGGCGCCCGCCGCCUCUUCCUGCAGAACAACGUCAUCAGGGCGCUGCGGGCGGGCACCUUCGGGCCCAGCACUGUCACCCUCUGGCUCUACUCCAACAACAUCUCCUCCAUCCAGCCGGGCACUUUCCGCCACCUGCCCGCCCUCGAGGAGCUCGACCUGGGUGACAACCCGCACCUCCGUGUCUUGGCACCUGAUACCUUCCAUGGCCUCCGGCGCCUCCAGGCCCUGCACCUCUACCGGUGCCAGCUGGCCAGCCUGCCCAGCGCCAUCUUCCGUGGCCUCCACAGCCUCCAGUACCUCUACCUGCAGGAGAACGGGCUGCUCUACCUCCAGGACGAUCUCUUUGCCGAUUUGGCCAACCUGAGCCAUCUCUUCCUGCACGGCAACCGGCUGCGAGCUCUGUCCGAGGGCGUUUUCCGUGGGCUGCCCAGCCUGGACCGCCUGCUGCUGCACGCCAACCGCCUGGCCACCGUGCACCGCCGCGCCUUCCACGGCCUGGCCCGCCUCACCAUCCUCUACCUGUUCAACAACAGCCUGGUGGCUCUGCCCGGGGACCCGCUGGCUGCGCUGCCCGCCCUGCAGUUCCUCCGCCUCAACGCCAACCCAUGGGCCUGCGACUGCCGUGCGCGCCCGCUCUGGGCCUGGUUUCGCCGCACUCGCGUCUCCAGCUCGCCCGUGCCCUGCGCCAGCCCCCCUCACCGCCGUGGCACCGACCUGCGGCAGCUGCGGCCCCGUGACUUCGAUGGCUGCCCCGAGGAGGACGAGGAGGAGGACGAAGGCAAAGAUGAGGAUGACAGCGACGGGGGUGGUGGUGGCGGCGGGGCGGUGGCCGUGGUGGGCACCCCCGGGCGGGCGCUAGGCCGCCCCGGCACCCUGCCUGCCGCACCGCCUUCCGCCUUCUAUCGCGACGGGCUGCCGCCUCACGACCUGCGGGGCUCCCAGCCCCGGCCACCCCCUCCAUCCCGUGACUCCCGCGGCCCCCCCGGGGACACCCCUGUGGCUGCGGCCCCCCGCCCGGCCCCCACCCUACUGUCCCUGCUGGGCCUGCUCCUACCCCAUCUCUGAGCCCCACCGGGGGGCCUCUGGACCCCUCUCAGGUCCUCCCGAGGUGCUCGGGGACAGGAGGUGUCCCCAGGACUCUGCUCCCACCCGUCCCGAGUGAAAAGAACCCACGCAGGCACCGCGCGGUUGGGAAUUCUUUAUUAAAAAUGGUCUUAUUUUGGGA